UCGGUUCCCGUUCAAACGCUGGCGGGAGUUGGGCGGCGUCGGUCCCGAUAAAGCGCAGGAGGACGGGAGUCGGCUCUAUUGUGUUUAGAAGGCCUUGUGCAAUUAGGCGGAGGGAACUAUUGUGCGGCGGCCUUUGCUCGCUAAUGCGCGGUGCGCUCUGUACAUGCUCAGGAGAAAUACUUAACCUCAUUGACGCUCGUUAUCCACUGAGCCGUGGGAAGUUCCCGGGGUGCUGCUCUUCCUUGGGGAGUUUGGUGGCCUCCGGAGACUUAACGGCUUUCAACAUGGAAAAUGAGAAGUCCAGGAUUCCUAUCUACACCUUCCAACAGCCCAGAGUUGUCAGUAUACCAACAGAUCCACAUUCAAAAAAGCAGUGUUUUGUCAAAAAUGACCUCGGCCCCCUGAAAGCUCCUGAUUUCACUUUUGAUGAAAAUGUUCCUGUGCGUGCUGCCCUCAAAGACACAAAUCAAAGGUACAUAAAGAAGGCAACACAGCCAACACCUAAGAAAGCAGCAACGUCAAAUGCUCGAACCACUAUGAGCAGAUACAGACGGGAGGCUGAGCUCAGAAACAAGAACAAGCAGUUGGAGUCUGCUAAAUGGGAAGUGAGCUCAAAGCUGAUGGAAGCAGAGAAAGAACUGAAGAAUACGAAGGAGCAGUGCGAUAGUCUGGAAAAAGAAAACCAGAAGCUGAAGAAAUUUCAGGAGAGCUGCAUGUUGAUCUUGGCAGCUAGGAAUUGUGAUCCAGCUACAGGUGACAAACUUUUGGAAGAGGAUGAGGAGAACAUGAAGAAACAGGCUGAAAUAAUGGACUUGAUGGAGAAGCUGACUACUGACCUUGAACUAUUCACCCAGAUGGCAAAAGAGCAAAAAGAGAAUCUUAAGGAGACACACAUCAAAUGGAAGCAGGUGGAGGAGGAGCAGGCCCAUUUCUUAGAGCGGGAGCAGUGUUUUCAUAGAGAAAUGGAAGAUUUGUUUGCCAUCUUGGAUCAGGCAGAGGAACUUGUUAAUUCACCUUUUGAGGGGUAAUUAAUUGAAUAAAAUAAAAGCAAUUUAGAAUCAGAAUCAUACGUAGGAUUUCUUUUUUUGUAAUAAAAUGUAAUAAAUGAAAGAAGCAAUAUAAAUACAAUUUUAAAAUACAGCAUCUAGCACAACUUAUUACAAUUGCUACAUCAAGUAUAGAAAGCAUUAAGUGGUCCGUCAAGGCCAUCAGCAGUUUUCAAGUAGUAGUUAUUGGGGAAGUUUGGGAAUCUGUGCAGUGGUUCCUCCCUUGGGGGGGGGGGGAUACUUCUGUUCAAAUUGAAAACAGGAUUUAUUCUGUAUCUAUUCAAUAAAUCUACUCCUUUCUGCUUGGAAUAAAUGAAA
This is a messenger RNA of Zootoca vivipara (common lizard), 1364 nucleotides long. RefSeq names its product kinetochore localized astrin (SPAG5) binding protein (gene KNSTRN). Gene Ontology annotation, cellular component: mitotic spindle; centriolar satellite; microtubule plus-end. NCBI's taxonomy places the organism in Eukaryota, Metazoa, Chordata, Lepidosauria, Squamata, Lacertidae. Gene Ontology annotation, biological process: mitotic sister chromatid segregation; spindle organization; regulation of attachment of spindle microtubules to kinetochore. The record is from RefSeq and is a predicted model, not a curated record.